CCUCCCUGUCGGAGAAGCCCUUUGUGCUGCAACGCUCAAACAUCGUCAGGUGGAUGAACAGCUGCAUGCACGAGUCCUAAAGUAUACUAACUAAGCAGCUACUGAAUACUUCAGCCAUUAAGGACAAGGAUGAUUACUAUCCGCCGACUGUAUCGGGAAAUGUCCACGACUCAGGCAGGUAGGUAACUCCUGAUAGGAAGUAUUUCCCAAUUUGGCAGAUACCGGCAGUUUGCCGAGGGGGGCAAAAGCGAGAAGAUAAUCAGAUUGACAUCUCAAGCAUCUCCUUAAAUUGCGGGUCAAUAUAGGGCGAGAUUGUUCCCUCCUCCCAAAUUGAUCACGACAUCUCGAGCCCCCGCCGCUAGGUCAGCUAGACUACUACGGUAUAGUCCAGCCCGCGGGUCUAGCCACUGCCCUCAUGCCACUGGCAAGUUCGGCCGAGGCUGGCCAACAUGCGUGGAAGCGCGCCGGUUGGAUCGGGCGAAGCAGUCCAUCCCGCAGGCAUGGCCUUGAAUCGUGGUAGAUCGAAUACGAGACUAAGCAAGAGACAAUCCUUGGGAGAGGCAGAGGCAGAGGCAGGAAAAGGACAGAUAGAGAGAGCGAGAAGAGGUGGGAGGAGGAGGAGGAGGAGGAAGAAAAAGAACGGACUUGCAGACUUAGUCUUUGAAUUUCCCGACAUUAAACCAAAGGCGACACGACAGUUAACCAACUAAUGUCAGAGUGUUCAAGCUCGUGUGCUUGCGGCUGAGGUUACUAGGUCGGAACAAAUCUUGAAUUGUCAGCGGAAAGGAUCGGAGAAAAUGAGCCGCUAAGCUCAACAAUGAGAAUUAGUUAGAAUUAGUAGCCCUGCAAUCUGCAAGUAAGCAAG
Aspergillus brunneoviolaceus CBS 621.78 is the source of this 865-nucleotide messenger RNA. RefSeq lists its product as uncharacterized. Lineage: Eukaryota; Fungi; Ascomycota; Eurotiomycetes; Eurotiales; Aspergillaceae. The record is from RefSeq and is a predicted model, not a curated record. Bases 450 to 710 code for a protein of 86 amino acids. The transcript has a single exon.